Molecule: messenger RNA, 3628 nt
Organism: Saimiri boliviensis boliviensis (Bolivian squirrel monkey)
Lineage: Eukaryota; Metazoa; Chordata; Mammalia; Primates; Cebidae
Source: RefSeq, a predicted model, not a curated record
UGCGGCAGCAGGGUGGAGGCCUACGUAUUUUCGUGGGGGUGGGGUUGCGACGCAGAGUUUACCAUAUUUCUUUGGGGUUGCUGCGGCCGCCGAAGUUGGCAAGGUUGUGCGUAGGGUCAGGUGGGGUGGGGGUCAGCUUUUGCGAUUAAUGCAGUUAUCUGAUAAGAGCAACGUCUCGGGAGGCUUGCCGUCUUUAUGGGGGCGGGGAGAAGGGGCGCGGGAGUCGCUGCGGGAGAGUUACCGUAUUUGCGUUGAGCAGCGCAGACUGUAGAGCAAAGAGCUGCCACCGGAGACCGGAGGAGCAGGGGCUCAGCUGGGCUGUGAGUGUGGCAUGGGAUGGAAGAACUUGGGGGAGAGACGAGGGGCCUCUCGGCGUGCAGGCGGGGCCUCAGUCAGGGGUAUGGCAGGGGAGAGUGAGGAGGCUGCCCAGUGACAGGGCCAGGCUGAGAUUGGCCAAGGGGACUUUGAUGAUCUGUCUUUGCAGAUGUCAGUGCAGCUGCCUGUGGAAAAGAUUUGUGGGUGGGGUCUCUUGCAAGUAGGACUUGUCUCCUUCCCCAGGGUGUCAGUUCCACCCUGGCCUCGAGGGUAGGGAAGACAGAGGAGGUGGCCCCGAGACUCCACUCUGCUGAUAGGUUGACUGAGGCUGGAAGUGAAGGGAGGCCUUCAGGGAGGUCCAGUGGAACAUCCAGCCAGGCCUCCCUGAUGGGGUUGGGGAGAAUGGAUGAAGCAGGCCUCAGGGCCCUGCAGGAGCCCAAUUUUUCGGGGGGUCAUGGGAGUGGUAGCAGUAGAUUCCUGGCUCCCACAGGAGAUGUGGCCCUUUGGAAUGCAUGGCUCUGUGACCUGGGAUGGUGGCAGUGGGGUGUGUGUGUGUGUGUGUGUGUGUGUGUGUUUUGGGGAGUGUUUAGUUGUUGAGCAGCUAGUACAUUGAAAAGAGCUUUCGACAGUGAGGGAGGAGACUUAAGGCCUAGUCCAGGCUCACCUUGCUCUGUGACCUUGGCAAGUAUGUUGACCUCACUGAGCCUCAGUUUCCCCAUCUUCAAGUGGGGAUCCAUAACUCUGUUCUGCCCCUUCCUCGGGGCUUUUAUGAGGACAGUGGGAAACAAUUUAAGAGGAAUCUUAGGAGAAACAGCAUGAAGUGAGCCAGGUUUGGGGGCUGGCUGGGCACUGAGUGUGCUGCCCAGGUCUGGGCCUGGCUUUGCUGUGAGGAUACCAGGAGGAAUCACGCUGAGACCAGUCCCCCUGGGAGCUCACACCCUGGUUCAGUGACUUGGAAACCUUUUGAACACAUGCCUCGUUUUGAUAAACAAAGAGCUGCUGCCUUUAAUGUUUAACUGAGGUCACUUUCAGGUGUACAGGGUUUUGUUUUUGUUUCUUGUUUGAAGCUUUGCAAACAUAUCUUUAAGUCACAGAUAAUCCUACCCUUCUCUCCAAGUUUGGGGUGCACCACCCUACCUCCCCCUGUCCUUGAGAAUCUGGUUGAAGGAUAGGACAUAUUUAGAUGAAGGUAACUGAAAAUCCUAGGAGUCCCCGAAUAUUAUGCAUCGGCAUCUAUCCAGUGUCUUGUGUGGCUGACAUGGUGCUUGGUGCUGGGGUUAAAAGAAGGCAGCUCUGUCCUUAAGGUGUUAGGAGUUGAGGGACAAAGGUGACAUGACUGACUCUCGUGCAGCGGAUGAGUGAGGACCACAGGGUUGUGUCACACGGUGUAAGACUGGGGUGGAAGGGUUGGGGAAGGCUUCCAGGAGGAGGUGCCCUUGAGAAGGGCCUGGAAGGAGUAUAGGCCGUGAGUAAAGGGCAAUGGAGGAAGCAACACCGAUUCCCAGCAGGGGAACUUGAGCUUGAACAAAACGGGGCAAAAGGUGAGGUUGUGGGAGGCAAGUGUCCCCCGCCAGGCUGGGGGUUGGCUAACCCUCGGGUCCCUCAACCCCUCUCUCCGCUUCUGUCUCCCUAGGGACUGGUGAUUGCAGCUGGAAGUGCCCAUGACCGAGCUGGCGUCCUCCGGGGGCGGGUCCCCUGCCGGGGACGGGGAGGAGGGUCUAGGGGACGAGCGAGGCCUGGUCAUCCACCACCCGGCGGAGGAGCAGCCCUACAGCUGUCCGCUGUGCGGCCAGACCUUCUCGCAGCAGCCCAGCCUAGUGCGGCACCAGAAGGCGCACGCCGGGGCGGGCCGCGCGGCCGCCUUCGUGUGCCCCGAGUGCGGCAAGGCCUUCAGCGUCAAGCACAACCUCGAGGUGCACCAGCGCACGCACACCGGGGAGCGGCCCUUCCCCUGCCCCGAGUGCGGCCGCUGCUUCAGCCUCAAGCAGAACCUGCUCACGCACCAGCGCAUCCACAGCGGCGAGAAGCCGCACCAGUGCGCCCAGUGCGGCCGCUGCUUCCGCGAGCCGCGCUUCCUGCUCAACCACCAGCGCACCCACGCGCGCAUGCCCGCGCCGCACCCACGUCGCCCCGGCGUCUUCGGGGAGCGGCGGCCCUACUUCUGCCCCCGCUGCGGCAAGAGCUUCGCGCGCGAGGGCUCGCUCAAGACCCACCAGCGCAGCCACGGCCACGGGCCGGAGGGCCAGGCCGCCCACUUAGGCCGUGUGCUAUGAUGCGCCCAGGGCCUGCUGCGGACGGCUGCUUCCUGUCCCGCACGUGCCUCCCCGACCCCUGGAGAUGGCCCUGGGCUGCAGCCCCCUCUCUGGAUGGGAUCCUGGCCGAGGGGCAGGGCUGGCUUGGGCUCUUGAAGGUGUGGGCCGCCCCCUUGCAUUCCUCCCUCUGGACCCUCCGGCUGGCUGCACUCAGCUGCUUUGGCCUCCUGCCACGGUGCUCCUUCCCUGGCCCAUCCGGCCUAGAGCAGAUUCGGAGUGGGAGGAUCUUAUGACCGAUAGGUGCAGGGCCCAUCUGGAUGUGGAGACCAGGAAUGGGGUUCCACGGGGGCCUGGCUGGCACUGCACCCUGGCAUGAGGACACGUCCACUACGAAGACCUUCCUGGAGAGAUGCCCCGUGGUGACCAGUGGAGGUGACUGGUUGGAGCCUGGCAUUGGAGGCAGAUACCAAGCUCUGGUGGACAAACUGCCCAGGCCUGGUGGGGGCCACAGCUGGGGCAGACCUCAUCCUGGCUGCCUGGACAUAGGCCACUCUCUGCCACUGGUGGUAGUUCGAUGCCUGUGUGGAGAGCUGGCUUCUCUGCUCCUGCCUGGCCCACCGCUUGGCUAGAGUUCAGAGACAGGAAGUGACUGGUCUAAGCUGACACAGCAAGUUGGUGGCAGACCUGGUUCUAGAGGCAAAACCUUCUGCCACAUGUAAAUGAAACCUGCAGCUUCCUUUUCCUUUCUGAGCAGGGCUUCUUAGCACUCUGGGAACACGAAGCCCUUGGAAAAUCUGAUGAAGGUUACGGACCUUCUCUAGGAAAACAGACAACUCAUGCAGACUCAAAAACCCUAAGCAAUUUCAGGAGCCACUGGACUUCCUGAAUGAAACCCACCCCUGGACUCCAGGCUAAGACCCUCAGCCCCGGGGGCUUCACCUGCUGCCCAUUCGCUACCUGUCACACACUGAGCCCCGAGUCAAGGCCACUGUACAGGUAGUGCCCCUCCCUCCCCUGGCCAAGCCUCCUUCCUUUGUUCGGGAAUAAAGAAUUCCAAGGAG